AUGCCACCCAAACGCAUGACCGCAAACCCAGUUCAAGGCCCGCGCCACCGCCCUGGAAAAGUCGUUCAGGAAGCCGACUCCUCAGACUCCGAGGCAAGCGACGACGACGACGACACCCCAGCACCUUCCAAGAUCCCCGCGCCGCCGAAAGCUACCACCGCCGGCGGAAUCACGAGUAACCUCAGCAAAGUCGAUCUUAACGAGGGGAGGAAAAUCGCCGCGCAGAAAGAGGCCGACCGAAUCGCAGAGGAGAAGGCGCUGAAAGCAGCAGAGGAAGAAGGCUUUGUCACGGAAGAGGAAUCUGAGGAUGGUGAGGAUGGGAGUGAGGGGGGGAGCGGGAGCGGCAGUGACGAGGAGACUAGCAGCGAGGAGGAGGAGGCGCCACGUAGGGUCAUGAUGCGGCCGACUUUUAUCAAGAAGGAUAAACGUGCUGCGAUGGCGGGCGCGAAACCUGUGGAUACGCGCACCGACGAGGAGUUCGCGGCGCAGGAGGAGGAGAGGAGGAAGAAGGCUGCCGAUGAGAUUGUGGAGGAGCAGAUCCGGCGGGACAUUGCUGCCAAGGCGGCGGGCAAGAAGAAUUGGGACGACGACGAGGAGGAUGCGGAGGUGGACGAUACGGACGGCCUGGACCCGGCUGCGGAGCGCGCGGCGUGGGAACUGCGGGAGUUGAUGCGGAUUAAGCGGGAGAGGGAAGCCAUUGAGGAGCGCGAGAGAGAGCUCGAGGAGGUGGAGCGGAGGAAGAAUCUCAGCGCGGAGGACAGGAAGCGCGAAGACGAUGAACACAUCGCCAAGCAGAAGGAGGAGAAGGACAGCAGGAACAAGAUCGGCUUCAUGCAGAAGUACCACCACAAAGGAGCCUUCUACCAGGACGACGCCGCGGCCCAGGGACUGGCUGCGCGGGACAUUAUGGGUGCGAAAUUCGUGGAUGACACGAAUCGCGAGUUGCUGCCUCAGGCGCUGCAGAUGAGGGACAUGACCAAGCUAGGGAAAAAGGGUGCUACGAAGUAUAAGGAUCUCAAGAGCGAGGAUACGGGUCAAUGGGGCCAAUUCAACGACAGGCCGAGGAAGGGGGGCAUGGGUUUCAAUGGCGACGAGAGAUUUGCGCCUGACCGAGAACCCCGCGAUCGACCUGGUGCCAGCGGAGCAAACACCAUUUCGGUUGCCGAGAGGAAGGGAGUCAGUGGCGCGCCUGAGGAGGGGGAGAAAUACCGAUACGUAUCGACCUACUCGAGAGAGGUCGCGGUCGCGGUCACGGUCACGAUCGAGGUCACCGAGAAGGGACAGAGAGGACAAGCAUAG
Molecule: messenger RNA, 1299 nt
Organism: Drepanopeziza brunnea f. sp. 'multigermtubi' MB_m1
Lineage: Eukaryota; Fungi; Ascomycota; Leotiomycetes; Helotiales; Drepanopezizaceae
Source: RefSeq, a predicted model, not a curated record